Molecule: messenger RNA, 2550 nt
Organism: Dendrobium catenatum
Lineage: Eukaryota; Viridiplantae; Streptophyta; Magnoliopsida; Asparagales; Orchidaceae
Product: pentatricopeptide repeat-containing protein At2g13600
Exons: 1
Coding region: 1-2550 (849 amino acids)
Biological process (GO): RNA modification
Molecular function (GO): protein binding; RNA binding
Source: RefSeq, a predicted model, not a curated record
AUGGCCGCCUACACACCGCUGCUCACUUUGCCGGCCUCAGUAAAUUCUCAAAACUCCAACAUUCUCGAAAAAUCCAAAUUAAAUUGUAAGAUUGGCAAUCACACUCCAUUGGAAUCUUCCUCCUUAUCUCCUGCAAACCAACCAAGUCUUCUCCCAGUUCACCCAAAUUCUUCCAACUAUGCCAUCGCCAUCGACUGCUGCUGCCGCCUUACAUUUGGCCGCCAAAUCCAUGCACAAACCCUCAAGAGAGAUUUUUUCAAUAGCCGCGAAUUCUUCGAAACAAGGCUGCUGUACAUGUAUGGCAGAUGCGGCAGCUUCUUGGAUGCCUGCCAGCUGUUCGAUGAAAUGCCUCAGAGAGGUAUAUACUCGUGGGUUGGCAUUCUCAAUGCUUGCGUCGAGCAUGGGUUUAAUGAGAAAGCUCUUCUCCUAUUUCACGAACUUUUUGUUGCUGAAUUUGUUCUGGAGUUACAGUUUUUCCUCUUUCCAGUGGUCCUCAAGGCUUGUGGAGGUAUUGGUUUUAUUGAGCCAGGGAGAGAGCUUCACGGUUUCUUGCUCAAGAGAAAACUUCUCUCAAAUAUAUACGUGAGUAAUGCCCUAAUUGACAUGUAUGGAAAGUGCGGGGCCUUGGAUGAGGCAUUGAAGGUUUUUAAUGGGAUGGAAGAAAGGGAUUGUGUGUCAUGGAAUUGUAUGAUCACUAGCUUUGCUUCCAGUGGGAUGGCUUUCGAAUCCCUGAAAUUUCUAGAGAGAAUGCAGUCAUGUGGUGAUGCCAAGCCCAAUCUUGUUUCAUGGAGUGCUGCUAUUGCAAGCUUUGCUCAGAAUGGCUAUGAUGAAGAAGCUGUAGGGCUACUAAGUCAAAUGCUCGAUAAUGGUUUUAAACCGAAUGCUCAGACUUUGGCUAGUGUCUUGCCCUGCUGCGGCAGAUUGGAGGCUCUUCAGGUUGGUAAAGAGAUCCAUGGCUAUGUAAUCAGGCAUGAUCUCAAAUUAAAUCCUUUCAUUCUCAAUGGACUGAUUGAUGUUUACAGUAAAUGCGGAGAUUUGGGCAGCGCCUUUGAGAUCUUUCUGAAAUCUUCAGUCAGGAACCUGGUUUCAUAUAAUGCUAUAAUUGAUGGGUAUUGUAAGAAUGGCAACUUGAUCAAGGCCAAGGAAUUAUUUUAUCAAAUGGAACUUGAUGGGGUAACGGCUGAUACCAUCUCCUGGAACUUGAUAAUUUCCGGGUACUGUGAUGAUGGAAACUUUGAAGAAACCUUGAAAGUUUUUAGAGAAAUGCAGGAGGAAGGCAUUGAAGCUGACUCCUUUACUUUGGGCAGUGUUCUCACAGCUUGCGCUGCAUGGGCUGAAGGAAAGGAGAUACAUUCAUAUGCAAUAUCAAGGGGACUGAAUUCAAAUCCUUUUAUGUGCAAUAAGUUGAUUGAAAUGUACUGCAGAUACUUUGAUUUUGAGUCAGCAGAGCUGAUUUUCCAUAACAUGGCUGAAAGAGAUUUGGUGACAUGGAAUUUAUUGAUGUCUGGUUAUGCUCGGGCGAAUCGACGAAACCGCUCCCAGGAGUUGCUUUACGUAAUGAGGAACGAUGGAUUUGAGCCCAACAUCUUUACUUGGAAUGGAUUAAUCGCCGGUUGCAUGGAGAAUGGGCACAAUGAAUUUGUUCUAGAAAUGUUAUCUGAACUCCAAACUACUGGUUUAAAGCCGGAUAUAUAUACUAUAGGGAUGAUCAUUCCUAUUUGUUCCAGAUUGGUAUCUUUGGAACAAGGAAAACAAGCUCAUUCUUAUGCAAUUCGUUGCGGUUAUGACACUGAUGUUCAUAUUGGGGCAGCACUCAUUGACAUGUAUGCUAAAUGUGGAAUCAUAGAACGCUCAGCCCUUUCCUUUCAAAGGAUUUCAUCACACAAUUUGGUAUCAUUCAAUACUUUACUUGCAGGAUAUGCGUUGCAUGGGCUCAGAAGAGAAGGUCUUGCCCUCUUUCAAGAAAUGCUGGAAGAUGGAAUCAUACCUGAUGAAAUCAGCUUCUUAUCAGUUCUGUCUUUGUGUGUUCAUGUAGGUUCAGUUGAAGAAGGCCUUCACUACUUCAACGUAAUGGAAACUUAUCAUAUAAGACCAAACCUAAAGCACUAUUCAUGUAUGGUAGAUCUUCAUAGUAGAGCUGGAAAACUUAUUGAAGCAUUCUCGUUUAUUAAGAGUAUGCCAAUGGAACCUGAUGCCAUUAUUUGGGGUGCAUUGCUUGGUGGCUGUGUUGUUUAUCAUGAUUUUCAGUUGGGUGAAAUUGCAGCAAAUAAGCUCAUUGAGCUAGAGGGAGAUAAUGUUAGUAACUAUGUUCUGAUGGCAAAUCUGUAUGCUACUGCUAAACGAAUGGAAGAUUUAGCGAGAAUACGGUCAGUUAUUAGGAAUAUGGGAAAGCAUAAGAGCCCAGGAUGGAGUUGGAUUGAGGAAAAGGGUCAAACUCAUUUGUUUCUUGCCAAUGAUAGUUCUCACACUCGAGCUCGUGAAAUUUAUGCUGCGGUGGAGAAUCUGUCUUUGCACAUAAGAACGCAAGAUGAGAUGAUUGAUACAGUUUAG